Trematomus bernacchii (emerald rockcod) is the source of this 2487-nucleotide messenger RNA. It is a transcript of the gene fancc, whose product is annotated as FA complementation group C. The record is from RefSeq and is a predicted model, not a curated record. Gene Ontology annotation, biological process: interstrand cross-link repair; nucleotide-excision repair; cellular response to oxidative stress. NCBI's taxonomy places the organism in Eukaryota, Metazoa, Chordata, Actinopteri, Perciformes, Nototheniidae. Gene Ontology annotation, cellular component: Fanconi anaemia nuclear complex.
UCCGAGAGAAGAGGGAAGUUCAGUUUGUUUACAUCGCAAGAAGAAACCUGUCUGAAGACUAGACACAAAUGGAUUAACUAAACGUCUGCUCUUUGGAGAUUUCAUUUUGAUGAGUGAUUCUUACAUAUGACCUGAGUCCAUUGGGAAGCAGCACAAUGUCUCAGCUGCAGCAGCGGACCCAGCCCCCGUUGGACGUCCCGGCGCUGCAGUUCUGGCUUGACAAAGCAGUGGCUUGGGGCCAGGCUGACAGGCCCGACACUCUGAAAGACACCUGCCUGCACAUGAGCAGACUGAAGGAUUACCUCCAGCAACUUCUCACACAUAUCAACAACAUGAGCUCCACAUCAGAGACCAUGAAGAGGCUGCCUCUCCUGGGCCAGUUCCUUGGCCGACUCUGCUGGAACCCUUGUGUGACUGCUGAUGCUCCGGGGAGAUGGCUGUUGUUUCAGUGUCUGUGGGGACUGUACUCGGAGCAUCCAGGCGAUGCUGUGGAAACAAAAGCAAAUCAGUGGAUACGGCUUCCACUCCAAGACAAGAGUGCCGGGAAACAAAAACAAAACAACCUAUUCACCACGGCUCAUCCCAUCUGGGGGAGCAGUGCAGAUAAGGUGCUGUGUCAGCUCGCCACAGAAGAAGACGAUGCUGCAGCGCAGGCAUUAAUGAAGCGAACGGGUGUACCACCUAAAGAGUACCAUGUCAAAGUACUUAGGAAGAUGGUGGCAAUGCUGCAGGAAAACAUUGGGAAGAGCUGCAGUUCUUUGGUCGACAUUAAUCACAGGUGUUCGUGUGACAACCUUCUGGCAGCGUCAGAGGCUUGUGUCCCCCUGAUCUCUCUCCCCGAGGCGGCUCCUCUCAUCAGAGCUCUGUUGCAGCAGCCAGCAACUUGUGUCAGGGCAGCACUCAGUCAAGACUUCCUGGACGCUCUGACCUCUGCCUACUCCAGAAAAUGCGUGUUAUUGGAGGAGCAGGAAGUAGUCUCUCUGUGGUAUCAUAGCCUGUCCAGUCUGGAGGAGGCAGUGCUCAGUUUGCUGGAGUGUGUUCUCCCCGACACAGGGUACACACCACAGGAGCUGAAGCGGCAACUGGCACAGUCCUUGCUGCCUAAAGCCUGUGCUCAACACUGCUCCAUAUUUCUGGUUGUGAACGACAUCUUCAGAUCCUUCCUUAAGCAAGCUGAAGGGAAUGAGUCCGUCAAGUAUCUCAUCCAAACCUUUUCCAGCUGUUUCUUCAGGGAACGGGCUCUACUGCAGCAUAAGACGAGUGGUUCUUUGAAGGCCUUGUUCCCACAGUCACCUCAGAGUCAGCUGAUUCCUCUUUGGACCCGGCCGUCAGAGAUGCCUCAGGAGGCUUGGCGACAUCACCUGAACUGGCUCAGCUGCUCCUUACAGAGACUGACCGAGGAGGAAGAGGAGGGAGAUGAAGACGGAAGCAGAAGCACCAGGGGGCACCUCAGGGUGUUUGAGGCCUGGUUCCUGCUGAUCCAGUGUGCCCACUGGGUGCAGGUGGCCGUCCAGCUGCUGGCCACAUCGCAGCCUGAGGACUGCGGCCCCCCCCUGUGGCUGCUCACCUUCUACCACCACCCCACCAACAGAGGGCACCACAGAGCGUCCCAGCUGGUACAUGCCAAAGAAGCAUGGGACCACCUACGCUCUCUGUUCUUAGCUCAUCCUCUUCCUGUUGACCGCGUGCAGUCAUUGGUCACUCUGCUGUCCCCAAAACCUCAGCCAACAUCACCGUCACCCUUUUUGAUUCUCAGUCUCUUAGUCAACUUCUGUGUUUUCUUCCAACAAUCGCUGAGUGGGUCAACAGAGAUUCUACAAACGGUGGUGAACCGGUCUGGUCUGGUUAAUGAAGCCGUGUGUGUUCUCAGCUCACUGGAGCUCAGACUCAACGAAGAUAGCUGCUUAUCAAGCGACACCAACAGGGUUCAUCUCAGGAUCAAGGCACUUCAAAACACACUAACACAUAUGUGUGCAGCAUUGAAUCCUGCCAACACACACACACACACAAACAUUACACAGAGCCACGCAGCAGUGAGUUCAUCCUCGACGCAGGUUUUCUCAGGGCACCUUUGCAGAAUGACAAAUAGCCAGGCUCUUGUCUAGAUGUGCUGCGGUGCGGUGACAGGAGUGUGUCAAAACAACACAGCAGGGACAGAUUAUGUGGAGAAGCUACAAUUAUAUGCGCAGACCACACACACACACACACUCACAAAACUACAAGGACACUUGAGCAGUGACAGAUCACACUAUAAAGAAGCAGCAGCUCGUACAUUGUGUUGAAGUCCUCCCACUCAUAAAAUUAGCUUACCAAAAAGAAUCCUUCACAUUAUACAUGCUGACUGAAAGACAUUUGUUUUUGGAGAAAAGGAAAAAUAAUUGCCACUUAUCUUUGUAUAAAUACUAUUUGUUUUCAAAUGUUUCUAUUGAUAAGAUAUUCAAAGAGUACUUUAAAUAUGAUAAAAUAUAAAUAAAUGGAUGUCACUUC